Nothobranchius furzeri (turquoise killifish) is the source of this 1388-nucleotide messenger RNA. It is a transcript of the gene ccdc97, whose product is annotated as coiled-coil domain containing 97. NCBI's taxonomy places the organism in Eukaryota, Metazoa, Chordata, Actinopteri, Cyprinodontiformes, Nothobranchiidae. The record is from RefSeq and is a predicted model, not a curated record.
GGGAGCUGUAAUUGUGACGGACCUACGUGGCAUGUAAACAUUUUGCUGAAUUACUGAGAAAAGGCCGUUUGAGAACUGACAUAAUCCAGUUAUUACAAACGUAUUGCGUCUGUACGGUGACAUUUCGCUUCGUGACUUGACGUUGGCAUCAAAAUAACCUGAAAAGGGACGGAACGUUAAGCUGAAGACGUCCAAAGCUACUGGAUUCACGUUCGUGUCCAGAUCAACACCUGUAGCCAUGUGGGGUGAGAUUGACCCCCCCGUUAGGCCGCAGCCGAGUCUGUUGUUGGAGAGUGAGAACCGGAGUGAAGCUUCAGAGGAACCCGCCGCGCCACCGUGGAGAUACGAACAGAACCGGGCCCCUUGCACGGACCCCCAGGAAGCUCCACGGGAAGAGUCGGCGGCGGAGUCCAGCUGUGUGGCCGCGAUGAUAGAGGCGGUAGCGAUGAGCGGCAGCCCGGUGAAGAGCCAGCAGGUCGGUGAGGCGGAGCUGACGGUCGGGGAGAGAAAGCAGGAGCUGCGGGAGCAGUACCGGAGCAGACCGCUGGUGUUCCUGGAGCGGUACCAUACCCAUUUGCAGCCCGAGCACCUUCCUGCAUUUGUCCAUGUCUGCGCUGACCCGAGAGCUCAGCACUACAGCGGUGUGGUCCAGUCGCGAGCGUCCGGCUGCAUCAACAGAACCAGAGUCAGAAACCAGCGUUAUGCUGCUCUCAGGGCUCUACAGAAAGAGGGUCGGUACUUCAGUGAGGAGCAGAUGCGAAUGAGAGAGCCUCUGCUGUAUGAGCAGUACAUCGGCCAGUACCUCACUGAUGAAGAGGUGCUGGAGCGCUCCCAGGAGGCCAUGUCUGAAGGAGCGCAGGAGGGACCUGGAGGAGCCACUGCAGGACUUGCCCACCUCCUCUUGAACUCCUACCAGGAGCGGCUCAUUCAGAACCGCCUGCAGGAGGAGCAGGAGAGAGAGGAUGCUGCUCAGGAGGAGGAGGAGGACGACGACGACGAAGAAGGAGAAGAGGAUGCUGAGGUCAGAGGUCAGCGGAAGGAAUGGGAGCCCACAGCAGAGGAGAAAGUUCUGCUCAGAGAGGAGUUCAUCAGUCAGAUGCAUCAGCGCUUCCUAGAUGGCAAAGACGAGGAUUUCAACUACAGUGAAGUGGACAAUAACCCCGACUAUGACAACCUGGAUUUAGUUAAUAGAGAUGCAGAGGAUAAAUAUUUUGAUGAAGAGGAGGAUGACGUGGAGGAAGAAGAGGAAAUGACAUCAUAGUAUUUGUUGUUGUUUUUAAAAUCUCUACUGUGUAAAUAGAAAUGUGCAAAAAUGUGUCAUUGGUCUAUUUUUGGUUUUGUGUGGCUGUAAACACAAUCUGUAAUAAAAUCUGUUCCUGUAUCUAAAA